CUGCAGGACAACCGGGAGGAGUUCAAGAGGACGUGGAACCCUCGCUUCACGCUGCGUAGCCAUUUUGAUGCCAUCCGAGCGUUGACCUUCCACCCCAGCCAGGCCGUUCUAGUCACAGCCUCCGAGGACGGAACCCUGAAGCUGUGGAACCUCAACAAGGCCAUACACUCCAAGAAAAAUGCAGCGCUGGACGUUGAACCCAUCUACACCUUCAGAGCCCACAGUGGUGCAGUUCUGUCUCUGGCAAUGGGAGAGGACGGAGAUUCGUGCUACAGCGGGGGUCUGGAUGGAACCGUGCGCUGCUGGAAGAUCCCUGACAUCAACGUGGCCUACGACAACUUCGACCCGGGCAUAGAGAGCAGUGUKUUGUUGGGUCAUGAGGACUCAGUGUGGAGUCUGACGUACUCUGCCACCCACCGUCGCCUGGCGUCCUGCUCUGCAGACGGGACCGUUCGCAUCUGGGACCCACAGAACUCUGCCCCCUGUCUCUCCGUCUUCAACAAGGAGAAAGAACACGGAACGCCCACCUCGGUGGCCUUUGUGAACUCUGACCCCGACCAGGCGGUGGUGUCAUUCGACGGAGGCGAGACGCUGCUCUAUGACCUCAACACAGAGCAGAGCAUCAUGGUCCUGGACACCGGGACUAAGGACGGCAGUGAGCUGAUUAACUGUGUGGUCAGCCACCCCUCAGAGCCCAUCUCCAUCACCGCACACGAGAAUCGCACUAUCCGCUAUCUCGACAACAAGACAGGUAAAGUGAUYCACUCCAUGGUGGCACACCUGGAUGCUGUCACCUGUCUGACCACGGACCCCAAAGGCACUUACCUCAUCUCUGGCAGCCAUGACUGUUCGGUGCGUCUGUGGAUGCUGGACAACAGGACGUGUGUGCAGGAGAUCACGGCCCACAGGAAGAAGCACGACGAGGCCAUUCACGACGUGGCCUUCCACCCCUCGCAGCCCUUCAUCGCCUCGGCCGGCGCCGACGCACUCGCCAAGAUCUUCGUCUGAGAGGAGGCACAGACGGGGACUCAACAUCAUCCUCACUGCCCGACUAACACAACUUGGCCAGAGGAGAGUGAUGACUACAAUGGACAAACCUCACACACAAUUCCACAUUCACAGUUACACACGUACACAUCCAGUGACAUACACACACAAAACUGUUGUCCUGCACCCCACUGGCUGGGUCAUCGCCACAGGACACUAUUACCCACGGUUCUCUCGCUGAUCCCAUGAUGCCUCAGUAAACUUGUUGCAAUACUAACCAUACUGUUUUUCUAACGACUAAAUCGGACUGCUCGGUUCAUUAGGUCCGUUUACUACACUACGAUACUCUCAUUCAUUUCUACUUUUUACAGUCCACUKAUGGUUAUUAUAAGACCGUGUGUGUUGACUUUGAGCACUACGCAUGCUGAUGCAGCCCCUGCUAUGACGAGUGACGCGGCGCGCACACGGGUUCGCUUUCCGUUUUAAACUUGUUUUUUAAGAGAUAAGGAGCGUCGCUCACCAGUUGCUAACACGCGUAAGUACCUGACUACAGUAGAGUCCAGUACCCACCCGUUGAUGGCAGUAGCAWUUGUCUGCUGCACCACAGUGUGGGGGAACAAUGCAUUUCAUUCCAAAGACUUCUGAGGGUUUUGGUUUUUGUGUGUUUCGGAGACGCCUCCUAACCGGUGUUGGACAAACGGCUUUAAUAUCAGCCUCACCGCCAAGAUACUAAGUCUGAGUGUUUGUGUGUCCRGUAUUGUAYGGUCAUCCAUUUCAGUAGAAAGGUGUGUUUUGUGUGCGUGUUGCACUUGUUUAAUCUUGGUGCUAAGACCUCAUCAGUCCGAGUCUGAAUCAGGGACCUGUUAUCAUUCAAGGUGUGCGUGUGUGUGUGUGUGUGUGUGUGUGUGUGUGGGGGGGGGUCCUGUUUGUCUCUCACUGGGAUAUUUGUCAUCAACAGUAGCAUGACAUAGCUUGUAUCAUCACUCUCCAGCCAUGCCAACUGUUUGUGUUGAGAUACUGUAUGGGUGAUUUGUAUCUCAUAGGAAACUAACACGCUAUGCUAAGCAGACACUUUUCUACUGGUUUCUUUUUAUAUACAGUGUGUGUGUGUGUGUGAAGUUUUGUCAUUUCAUCGGUACAGCUGGUUUGUGAAAGAGUGUGUGGAGAUGACGGGAGUCAUUUAAUGUUGAUGCCGCAGUAGAGUCCUCUGACUGAAACGGUGGACAUUGCCAGAAAGUGGCAUCCUGUAUUCUCUCUCUGUUCGUUAAGUCGGCAUCAAGUCAGAAUGGUCCUUGGAAACAAUCUAAAUAAUCCAAUGAAAUGACUGUUGUUGAUUAGGUUUCUGUUUCUUGUGCGGGGGGGUUGCACUGAAUUACCCAGAGUGCUCAUAUUGGGAAACUGGCCUCUCGCCCGUGUCAACGGAGCCAGGAGGAGAAAUUUGCCACCGGGAUAUGGGAACAAAAGCCACAUAAAGAGCCCUUCCUCCCUCUUUCCCCUUUGGAGAGGAAAGAAGAACAAACACUACCUGAACCCCCGAGCCCCUUUACAUUGGCCUCCGACAAAGACUGAAUUUAGACAGGGUGACUGUGCACUAAGCGAUCACUUUGUGCUUGGAUUAUUGUGGAGCUGUUUUUCCUGGAAGGGGUAACAAGGUCGGACAAAGAGCGGAGCCUUGGGCGUCCGCUAUAGACUGACAUAUAGGUCAGAGAUCAGGGGUGAUGUCGUUGGGUAGCCGGCCUCCUGGCUCCUUCGAGUUUAUUUUUGAACUUUCCGGGGUGGAACAUAGGCAGUGGGGAGCCCUGAGGGCAGAUCUCUGGCUGUGGAAACGUGGUUCCACCAGGCCAGGGCAGAGCAGGGCAUGGCAGUAAAGAUUGAAUGGUCCAGUAGCACCAUGUCAAUCAGUAACUGGCCMCGAGCUGACCCCAAACCUACGAAUCAACCCCUAGCACAUACGCCAGAGGGAGGGGGUAGAACUCGUCCCAAACCACUGAYACCAGAUCAGGUAUUUUUUCAUCCCCUUAAUGGUUAAAGUCAGCAUUGGGGUUAGGGUAAUCUAAUUCUAGAUCUGUGGUUAAGGUCAACUUUAACCAAGAGCGCCUACAUGCAACAGGGUCACUACAGGGGUCAGAGAAUCAAAGGUUGCUGGUAAAAAUGACUGAGGUGUCAACGUUUCUCUCCACUUCGUGACCUUAUGGGAAACCACACUCUCUGGUCAGACAGGUUUCUGUGGGYUUGGUUUAGUUCAUGUCAGCUUCAUGUGUUUGCUUUUACAUGAUGGUUUCAGAUGUAUUGAAGUCRAUGAGGCAGAGAGAAUGCCUAAGUGCUACUUACUGUAGCACACUGUGUGCUGUAAKGCUUUGUUGUUGAGAGGAUAACUAUAGUACGCAGUUGUCAAUCACCCAGCAGAUGGUAUCACCCACCUCUUGGAAGUACGGUGGACAUUUUUUUGUGUAAUAGUGCAUCCACUCCCACCAACGUUAUAGCUUCCGUACGAAGUGCAUUCUAGUGACACGCUAACUAACGGUUGGCUAUAGGCUGCACUACAUCAGCUGCACUAGACGCCAAGACUAGACCAAGAGGUUACCUGGAGCCCGUAUGUGUCUUAGCGKGGUUGUGGAGACCAUGGCCCAGUUUCCCAAAAGCRUCUUAAAGAGCGACUGCCCCUAAAAAAAUWAAAGCAACUUAUCGUUUUGAAAAUAGCCUAUGUAGCAUCGGUGUGAGUCAGAAGCAUUUAUUCCACUGUCAAAAUUGACUACAACGUGUAAAUAGGAUAAUUUUGGUCAUAAAGUCAGUCUCGUCCAAAAYGGAGAUUUGCGAGAUAGGAAARAAAUUGUAUUUCACGGAAUGAAAGGUACCAUAACAGUUUUCCAUAGGUUGGGUUUAUUUGAAUCCUUCCCACAGUUGGCUGCACCCAAGUAAUCAUCAAUUCUGAGUGCAGCUGCACAUGACCCAAUGUAAUGUUCAUGAUCAAUUUGGUUUGACUUUGGAUAUCCCUAUGGGGCUAGUUAGGGACCAUCAGUAMAUUACACAAUGUACAUGGGGCAAUAUUUUAAAUGUUCAAACAAACUAUACAAUGCAGAAAACCAACUAUAAAUCAUAUAGCAAUAUUGAAAGCAAUGAAUGAGACAACUAAAAGAUGUGCAACAUGAAAAUAUUGUCCCAUUUACAUUGUGUAAUUUAUUGACGUCCCAAACGAUCCCCAGAGAUAAGCUAUCCAAAGUUAAACUAACUUUGCCACGGUCGCAUACCAGCUAUCUGGAGCUAAUUGGCGAAACGAUUUGGCUAACUCUUCCCUCCUGCGAACACGCACAAGAGACGCUCACAUCAAACCACACCCCGAAACCUGAAUUCAGUCCUGGCUGCUAGCAUUUACUAAUGAACCGAAUCUAAAACGAGGACAAAUCAGGAAGUGCAUUGCAUAUGUUCAUCGUUAGAAUCUUCAUAGGAGCGUCGUUAAAUCGCCAAGCUGUUUCCCAAACCCAUUACUAAAGUUGCAUUUGAAAACGACUGCCUCAGAACAGCGAAGUGUGUCGUUAGAUGCUUUUUWAAAAACACAUCCUGGUCACUUUAAACACAGAACAGAAGAAAUCAGCUAAACCGAAUUCGAGAUGUUUAUCUGUCUCACUGUGAACGCAGAUAACUUCAGACCGAAGUUGACUGCUGCAUAUACAAAGUUGCCAAUGGCUUUUGAGUUCUUUGCGAUUGUUGUAAACAAGCGAAGGAUACAAAUGUGCAUCAAAUGAAAACCGAGUUGACUGCAUUAAAAGAUAAAUACAGAAAAUAGGUUUAUAAAGGCUACAUACAUAGGCCUGUUUAUUUAAAUCAYWUUGAAAUCAAUUUCAUGUUCAAUMAAUUGAGUUCUAUUUAGCUGGCUAGUCUACUGUCUGCAAWUUYUGCCUCAAUAUAUUUCAUGUGUAAUGUGCGCAAUGAUAUGYCGAAUCUGUGAUUUGUGCAUUAUUAUUGGUUAAGCAUUAGAAUAAACCACCUCAAUAUUUGCAGCCAUCAGGUGAUCAUCUCUCUAGGAGCUGACCGGUUGUCAGUAUUGUGAAAUAAUUAUGUUAAGGUAAGAUAUGAAUAGAGAAAGCAGMCUUUCUUUGUAUCCUAUAGGUAUCGACACAUGCUCCAACGACCCACUUGGCGAACGUUCUUUCUGCGUGGUGUUUUGGGAAACGCAUGUUACAUCUUCGGCCGUUGUAGGAACGAUGCAUUGUUUAAAAUACUUGUGCGCCUAAAUUCCAUCGUUAUCGGGAAACCAAGCCCUGAAGUGUCUCACUGGUAUUUUUCCUCCCUUCACGUAAAUAUUAAGACUGCAUGAGUGUGUUGGACGAACUCUGCACUCCGUGUCUUUGUGUCAGUCAGAGUCCACAUGUACGUCUACAGCAUUGAGCUAUAGACUGGUCCUGAUACGCUCAAAUAUGUCCGUCUUCUGAGAACAGACAAAUCAAUGUGAAAAAAAUCAAAAAAGCGAGAGGAAAAUAGAUAUGACUGUAAAUGAUGGAAGACUAGAGCAACCAUUAUCUGAUUUACAUGUCCAUUCUCAUUUUUUAUUUGUUGCUUUUUCCCCUUUGAUUAUAAUUAUUAUCUAAGAAUACUGUAGUGUCAUCAGUGAAAUCUUUCUUCUUUGCUAGGCUUAGAACUUGCUUGUGAUUGAUAAUGACAAUGUAUACCUUGUAAAAAACUAAACGGUUAACAAAUCAGAAAAAGAAAAAGAAAAAAAACCAUCAAAAAGUGAUCAGUCCGAGGCCAAGGUAAAGGACUCUUGUUUCUUUGUGUUUUUAUUUUUUUAAUAGCAACUUAUCACUGUGUGAUAUUUUGUACAUCAUAUUAAGCUGUAUUCAAACAAUUUCCUCUAACUACAAGGGAUAAGAGACCUGCUUUUUAUUGAGUUUGUUUUAUUAUAUAUAUUUUUGGAACUGCAUUCUAGCUCGUAUCAAAUGACAGAUUUUCCUUCUCUUUACUUUGCGGGUCUCGUGUUAUGUCAUUAAAGAAGAAAAACACAAACAAUUCUAAUAAAAKAACGAUUUUGUACAGUGAA
Messenger RNA from Salvelinus sp. IW2-2015, 6022 nucleotides. NCBI's taxonomy places the organism in Eukaryota, Metazoa, Chordata, Actinopteri, Salmoniformes, Salmonidae. The record is from RefSeq and is a predicted model, not a curated record.